AUGCCUCACAAUAACAGGCAUAGGAGAUGGCAUAGGAAUAGGAUAGUGGAGGGCAGGCAGGGAAGGGAGGGAAGGGAGGGACGGGACAACUUCCAGAACAAGUGCUCCAAUGCUGUUGUGGAGCGGUAUUCGCAUUCUGGUGUCACAUACUAUCAGCAAUUGAUGUUUGAUGUACACAACUAUCAGCUCAUAGUUGGCGCCCGAGACUAUUUGGUUCGCGUGGGUUUAGACAACUUUCAGACCUCCCGACCCGAAGCCCACUAUAUCCCCGCCGACGCUGACAAACAGAAACUAUGCGAAAGGAAAGGCAUGAAGCGAUGGCAGUGCCAUAAUUACAUCACUGUCCUCCUACCCAUCACUGCCACCAAACAGGUGCUCGUCUGCGGAACCAAUGCUUUUUCGCCCGAAUGCGAGAUCAGACAGUUGUUGAGCCUGUCGUCGGUCAUCAAACGCGAGUCCGGCGUCAGUAAGAGUGCCUUCAGUCCCCUCUGGAAUACCAGCGCUCUGUUGACCCAAUCGGGUGACUACUUCUAUGCCGGACCUCUUGACUUCAGGGGCAUCGAUGCGGCCAUCAUUAAGCACGAUAACAAUCCAUUGUCUACACAGUCAUCACUAUUGGCCACAAGUAAUCCUAAUAAGAAACCAAUCCUCAGAACAAUUCAGUCGGACUCCAAGUGGAUCAAUGCGGACGCAAACUUUGUCUAUAACUUUGAGUACGAAAGUCAUAUAUACUUCUUGUUUCGGGAAUCGGCCGUUGAAUACAUAAAUUGUGGGAAAAAGAUAUAUUCCCGGAUCGGUCGCGUCUGCAAGAAUGACAUCGGAGGACAACUCUAUUAUAAGGAGAACUGGACUUCGUUUAUGAAAUCUCGUCUAAACUGUUCGAUACCCGGAUUAUUCCCCUUUUAUUUCGAUGAACUCGAGUCCGUCGAUUGGGUCGAAACCAAUGACGUGCCCACACUUUACGCCACAUUCAAUACUCCUGAGAACUCUAUCCACGGCUCAGCCAUCUGUGCUUUUCGUAUCGAUUCCGUGUUGUCUUCAUUUCACGGACACUUCAAACAGCAGAAGAAUACGGACUCCAUUUGGGAGAGCUCUCAGGCCAACAAAGAUAUCUUCGAGUGUCAGACAACCAAUAAAAACAUAUCAGAAUUGCAUUCAAUCCAGAGAUUGAACUCUCAGUUCCAGUUAAUGGAUUCGGCCGUUCAGUCAGUUAAUGGCAGACCAUAUGUGGUAGAGACCGACAAACACUUCCAAUUCAUAGCCGUCGAUGUCAUUCAAAGCAAAUAUCAUAACUCUGUUGAAGUGAUUUUUGUGACCACAACGGAAGGGGUGCUCAUGAAGUAUGUGCGCUGGCCUUUCGCCACUAAAUCAUGUCUUAUAGACCAGAUUCGUGUCAUUUCCAACGCAAGCAAUGACUCCAUUCUGUCGAUGAAACUCCUGAGAGACACUCAAUCACUAUAUUUGGGAACAAAACAAGAAAUUCUUCGCAUAUCUGUUGAGCGCUGCCAUACAUUCUCAGACCAAACUCAAUGUCUAUUAAGUGGUGAUCCGUAUUGCGGUUGGGAUCAGUUGAAAAUGGCCUGCACUACAGCUCCGGGACGUAAUCCUCAGUCACAGGAAUGGAUUCAAUCGGAUUCCACACAAUGUUACGAAUCAAAGUCCAAUCAAUGGAGUGAUUGGUUUGAAUGCAAUCAAAUGAAUAAAACUUUAGGCGAUCAGUGCUUAUGUCGGAUGCGGUCAUGUUCUCCAUCCACUUAUUCCAGUGAUUUCUGUAUGAAUGGCAAAGAAAUACAGGUCACUAACUGUACACAACACGGCGGGUGGACUGACUGGUCCCAGUGGUCAACGUGUAGUGCCACGUGUGGAACGGCUAACAAAUACCGAUACCGCAAGUGUUCAUCCCCUGCCCCAGCUUUUGGGGGCCGUAAUUGUCGAGGUGUUGAAAGAGAGUCGAUUCCGUGCGUAAACCAACCUCCCUGUGUGAACACAACCCUCACUCAAGAGCCUAUAAAGCCUGCGAAUCAAUGGUCCGAUUGGUCUGAUUGGGAGGUGUGUUCAGCCAAAUGCGGGGGUGGAGUACAGUUACGGCGCCGUCGGUGCGAGUCGACCAACAAAUUCAAGGCAUGUAUCGGUUGUGAUGUGGAGUGGCGUCUAUGCAAUCGACACGAUUGUGGCGAAAGUAAACAACAGUCCGAAUGGACGGAUUGGCUCAUCAGGAAUGUGACCGCCGAUGGAGUCAAUGAACAGAGAUAUCGCUUCGUUUGCCGCACAGAAGGCUAUUCGGCGCACGUGUCCACACGAAUGGAGGAGCGCUUUGUGCCGACAAAUAAUGUUUGGUCGCAAUGCUCUGAUCACUCGUGUAAUGGCUUUCAGUUUAAGUGGAAUGGCAAUCAUUUUAUUAGCCGUGAAUGCGCUGCAACGCAAUGUCAGGGUUGGUCCCAAUGGUCACAAUGGACUCAAUGUGUUUAUGGCAAACAGAGCCGAUCCCGAGAAUGUCUCGGAGCUGACAGAUGUAGCGGUCAUUACAAGGAAAUGCGUUAUUGCAGUCAAACUAACAACUACUUAGCCAAUAAUGACAAUACAAUGAAUGAGAUACCAGUCUUCAGAAAGUCCACCUCUUCUACAGAAGACGAGUCGAGUGAUCAGAGCUAUAGUCUCCAGAAAGUGGUGUUCGUAUCGUUGCUGUCGUUUGGUUGCGGAGCUGUAAUCAGCGGACUAUUCAUAUAUUUAUUGCUCACCAAAAACGAGCGAAUCCGAGAUAUGAGACAUCAAAGACUUAAUUUAAGACUAUUCUCGUCGUUCAAGUCGACGGCUAAUGCAUACGAGUCGCCCCACGACUACAAGUCAAACCAAUCAGUCUUAUCGCCACUCAAUAGUAUUAGUCCCACGUGUCACUCAUUCGACCGAAGAUGUGAUAAACAAAGUAACGAAUCGGUGGUCAAUGGUUGCGGUGAAGACCAGUCCUUCAAUGGAUCGGAUCCGCGGUGUGAUCGGAGGCAAUGGAUGGCCUGUUAUGCGGAGUGUCAGCCCCGAGGGCUUGUGGUGAAUGCCUCUCGAGGAUGGUUUGGCACAGACUUGGGUGCGGAGGGCAGUGCCGGCCAUUCGCCGCACUAUUGUCUCUGGAUUUUGACAACUCAUCCGCUUUUGGACGCAAACACUCUCUUCUCGUCGAAAGCGACGACGCGAUCCAUUUCCAGACCAACCAAUCCCUCCAUUCCUGCCAUAAGUGUGAUCCUCGAGAAGGGAAUGCGAGUCGAGUGCCCGCACUCUCACGUCCAGGUCUUCGACGGCGUCCCCGACUUUGUGGCCGCCGGCGCUCUCAGCAAAAAACUGGGCUUUUAUUGCGGAACUGAUCUCAAACAAGACAUACAUUUAGUGGCGUUUUCGGGCUUUUUGACCGUUUUCUUUGAACGCCACGAUCCCAACCAAGGCUUCAACGCCUCGUACGUCCGGUUGGACUGCCAUUCCUGUCACUCAUUCAAAGACAGACAGUGUUUAGACAAUCAGUGCGUUUGUGUGGACAACAAGAUUGGCUCCAAUUGUGAAGUGAAUGUCUGUCCCAACAACUGUUCGGCUGAUAGGAGUCAGGGAACAUGCGAUCAGAUGAACGGCCGGUGCGUCUGUAUGCCUAAGUAUGGCGAAGAGGACUGUUCCCAAUCGCUGUCCGCCAAUCGUCUCAUUUGGUCGACUCUAUUCAACUGCGAGGCCGCCAAACCCUAUCUGCCGACGCUAUCCAUGUAUUUGCCGCGAAUGGGACACACGUUAGAGAGCACUGAGUCGUCGCUGUGGCUGUUCGGCGGCUACUCCAGCAUAAGGGGACAGUUGGGCGAUAUGUUUAGAUUCAAUUUGAUAUCUUCGCGAUGGGAAGAGAUCGGAUCGAAUGGCAAACCAGAUAAGGAUAGUCCCCGUUCUGGUCAGCCACAGGCCAGACAUUUUCACGCCACAGCCCUGUCCGGCGAGUGGAUCUACUUAUACGGAGGCCUGAGUCAAGUGCACGGAGUUUUGGGCGACUUUUGGCGGUUCCACACAUCGGAACUCAAUUGGAAUAAAUUGGAGACAAUUGAAGAGCUGCCACCACUGGCCGCACAUACACUCACAGCAACUGAUAAUAAACUCGUACUAAUCGGUGGUUAUUCUCCAGAGUAUGGAUUCCUCGAGAAGACAUUAGAGUACAACAUAAUUGAAGAUAAGUGGAGAGUUUUGAAUACAAGUGGAGUACGACCUGUGGGUCUGUACGGCCACAGCGCUGUCUAUCACUCCCAGUCCAACACUAUUUAUGUGUUCGGAGGUGUUAUCUAUGAUAUGGACAAGACAUCAAUAUCUGGAGAUCUGUAUGGGUUUGAUGUGAACAAUAGUGUUUGGUAUCGAUUGCCAGCCGAUGAACAGAUAAACCCAAUCGACACUCGACCAGAGGCCCGUUAUUUCCAUUCCUCGCUGUCCACCGAACUCUAUAUGAUUAUAAUCGGCGGUCGAAACAAUGACAGCAAUACUAUCGUCGACUCGAUUUACACGUAUAUCUAUCGCUGCAAUAAAUGGAUUUCACUCGAAAUGGACUCCAUUUCAGUCAGCGGUCAACCGCCCGAACCCGCGGUCGCCCUCUCGGCCACAAUACAAGACUAUAAUCUCUAUAUCUUCGGCGGAACUAAUGGGCAAACAAAUGGCAAUUUGUAUCGACUCUCUCUUCCCAAAGAUUUGUGUCAACUCUUCUCGCACUCAAGACUCGGAUGUCUGCGACAUAUCGGAUGUUCUUAUUGUUCUGUUUAUGAGAACGGAUUAAACAAAACCUUUUGUUACUCACAAGACUUGUCGAUACCUCAGAGCUGUUACAACCCAAAGGGCGCCUCAGAAGUGGCUCAAGGAAUGAGUUGUGGCUAUGAAUUGCUUGAGCGCCGCAAUUGCUAUCAAUACAAGACAUGUGUUGAUUGUGUGGCCGUUUGGCCCAACUAUGGGUCCGGCAAACAGGUGUGUCAGUGGUGUUCCAACUGUCAAAACGGGCGGUGCAUUCCCAUUGGCGCCUCCUGUGAAAGAGAACCCCUUUGCACACUUCAGCCAAGAAUCGUGACAACCGGCCACAUGUGCCCAUUGCGCUCAUGUCUGGCCAGUGAUUGUCAUAAGUGUUCAUCCAUUGGAGGCUGUAUGUGGACGAGACAAGUGUUGCGCUCAGAGUUGGGCCGUACGUUGAAUGUCAAACCCAUAUUUGACUGGACGUGCGUUCAGAAUAUACCACAAGACGUGACUACCAUUUUCGUCGAGUCUAUGCCUCCCCUCUCAUGUCCGGCCCGUUGCUCGCGAUUCGCGAAUUGCAGCACUUGUUUGGAGAGUGCCGGCGGAGAGGGCGGUCAUCACUCGUGUUCUUGGGCUCAAAACAUCAAUCAAUGUAUUUCUCCCAGUUUUGUGCCACUCAGGUGUGAGGCCGGUCUGUGCGGUAGUCUUGUACUGAGUGGCUCCACAUCUCAGUGCCCUUCCGCUUGUCAUGAGUUCACGCAGUCAUCUCAUUGUCUGUCGCGUCCCCACUGCGGGUGGUGUGCCUUCAAUGGGUCAGCAGUUGAUGGCAGAGGUGUUUGUAUGGAGGGGCAACUGUUUGGGCCCAUGGGAGGCAAUUGUAAGCCGGGAAAAGUGGAAGUAUUAAACCCUCCAAUGACUGAAUGGAUGGCCAAACAGGUCUCCAAAUGGUUGGCACAAUCAGAAGGACCCCCGCAAUGGGCGUAUUUAGAGAGACCUAAAGAGAACGAAUGUCUUAACGGACACCACAAUUGCGAUGAGAGACACGAGGAGUGUAUUGAUUUGGAGGACGGCUUUAUGUGCAGAUGUAAACCCGGAUACGUUAUAGAAGGCAAUCAGUGUCGGGCGACGUGUCAUCAGGGAUGUGUAUUCGGCACAUGUGUUGCACCCGAUGUCUGUCAAUGCAAUUUCGGUUAUGUGGGGUCCAACUGUUCGCUGGCGUGUGAGUGCAACGGACACAGCAAUUGUGCCGGAGUUAACCGAUUGGGUGAUUGUCUCGAGUGCCAGAACCACACACAGGGAUCUCAGUGUCAAAAGUGUAAACCAUUUUUCGUGGGAAAUCCUAUCAACUCUGGGAAAUGCAUUCCAUGCAAGACUUAUUGCAAUAAUCAUUCGGAAGUCUGUUUGGAUCGCGAACUGUACGACAGACUCAGGAAUUUUUCGGGACUUUUGGAAGCAAUCACUUCUCAGGAGGACAUCGAGAAGAUAACGGGACACGCCUUAGACGAGGGGCCCGCCUCUGGAGCCGUUUGUAUCAACUGUAAGCACAACACGAGAGGAACCGAAUGUGACUCUUGUGUCGACGGCUUCUUCCAAAACAAUGCCGAAAGGAUAGGAGAGGGCUGUCGGCGCUGUCACUGCAACGGACACUCAGACACCUGUAAUAAAGUGAAUGGAGAGGACUGUCAGUGCGAUAACAGUACAGAAACCGACAGACAGUGCUCUCAGAAUAACAGCAAGAACUCGAUGACUCCGUGUUGGCAAAUGCAGUGCUCAAAGUGCAAGGAAUACUUUUUAGGUGUUCCCACAAACGGCCACCAAUGCUAUCGACACAUGUUUUUAGAUAAAGACUAUUGUUUUGAUCCAAAAACACAGGAAGAAUGCAUUCGAAAGCCAUCAGGACUUCCAUCGGGCAGAACUGUGUUCUUUGCAGUUCAGCCGCGGUAUAUGAAUGUCGACAUCAGAAUCUUCGUCGACGUCACCAAAGGAGCCAUUGAUUUGUUUUUGUCUGCAAAAGAGGACACAUUCAUAGUGGAAGUGAACAAAACAAAUGGCAUUCAUUGGAUUUGGUUGGACAAGAAGUACUCCUCACACAUCGCAUUCGGCAACACUUACGACGAUUUGGACAGUCUUUCACUGAAACAGUCGUUUCUGAUGAACGACUCGUUGAGAAUGAGUUCAUCGAAAGCGCAGGCGAGCGGACCGGUACUCAAACUGCGCCACUCGUCGGCCAAUGAUCUCAUUUACUACUUAACGAUCACCGAUCCGAACGAAUUUCUCGUCAUUAGAAACUUAAGGAACCGUUUAGUGAUAACAAUACCUCAAGAAGUUCACGACCUGAGGAGUACUCGUUUUUAUAUGAUUUUGAAAGGCAUUCAAAGUCCGUCGCAAACGGUGGCGCCGAGUAAUGGCAGCGAUAAUAACAGUUACGGCAAUAUCUUCUUCCGUCAGGACCAGAGUCGCAUCGAUUUGUUUGUCUUUUUCAGUGUCUUCUUCUCCUGCUUUUUCCUAUUCCUCUGCGUCUGUGUAAUGGUUUGGAAGAUAAAGCAGGCCUUCGAUAUGAGACGCGCCCGACGGCUGCACGUGGCGGAGAUGAAGCACAUGGCCUCCCGACCCUUCGCCACUAUACUCCUCCAUAUGGACGGCUCGGGCGCCACCGCCGACGACGUGGAGUUCGCCCUCUCGUCGCCAACACAUCUCCUCAAAGAAGGAAACGUCAGAAAAUGCAAAGCAUUUCGGUUUAGAGGAAGCAUUUCGAGUCUGAAAGACUCGCCCAAAGCUCAGGUACAUCCGGAACCGUUCGACAAAUACACGAUACGUCCAGUGGCUGUCGAGCCGACCGCCGAUGGCGUGUCUGCGGUGGUCACCACUCUGGUUCACCUGCCGGGCGGCAAAACAGCCCCCAAUCGCAUGUGUUUGGCCUCCACUCUGGUCUCGUUGCGGAACUCGCAUCACAUCCUCAGCCCUAACGUGAGUCACGGCAACAGUAAUAACAUCGGGAAAGUGGGGAUCGGGGUCUGGAGGACAGCCGUCAGACGGCGGCCGCACUUCGCACUCCUCGCCUCGAGUCUGAGUCUCUCAUAUGUAGUUCCCGAAGACAACACCCAAAGUGGUUGUGGAUCCGCUACCAGUGUGACCCCUGCGUCCACUGUCACGGAGAGUGAGCCAUCAAUUUGGAGUGGGAGGCAGUCGUGGGGAAGGACUGGUGUUUCAAACAGUAGCCAUUUGUGGUGCAUAUCGUGCGGUGAUCACUGUUUCUGUGGAUUGGCAGGUCUUCAGGCCACUGAUGGGCGGAGGUGUAGAAGCGGACGUCUUGGGAAGGCGUGUGUACCGUCUCAUCGGUGGCCAACACAUCAGUCGCCGUCUAAAGCGACUAUCCGUUUGGACAACUGGUCGUCACGUCUUGAGGGCUGCGGUAGACCUCAAAGGAGUGGUUGUGUUGUCAAUGGAUUGGUUGUGAUGUCUGUGUUGGCGAUGGACUCACUGUCUGUCGGCGACGUCAUAAAGAGCGCCAGUAGUAGUGACUGGUCUUCGCAUUGGAGACUCAGUUGUCGUCCAAUCCAUCGGAUGAGUGUCUGUCGACUGAGUGUCGGUGCGAGCCGUGAGUGA
Messenger RNA from Oppiella nova, 8331 nucleotides. The record is from the annotation of a GenBank genome assembly. NCBI's taxonomy places the organism in Eukaryota, Metazoa, Arthropoda, Arachnida, Sarcoptiformes, Oppiidae.